This is a messenger RNA of Etheostoma cragini (Arkansas darter), 4407 nucleotides long. RefSeq names its product excitatory amino acid transporter 2-like. The coding region runs from base 289 to 1929 and encodes 546 amino acids. Gene Ontology annotation, biological process: L-glutamate transmembrane transport. Gene Ontology annotation, molecular function: L-glutamate transmembrane transporter activity; neutral L-amino acid transmembrane transporter activity; glutamate:sodium symporter activity. The transcript has 11 exons. The record is from RefSeq and is a predicted model, not a curated record. NCBI's taxonomy places the organism in Eukaryota, Metazoa, Chordata, Actinopteri, Perciformes, Percidae. Gene Ontology annotation, cellular component: plasma membrane.
UCCUGUCAGACCUCCUUGUUAGUCAGUUUACCUUUACACACCUCCCUGAAUCUGUGAUUGUGGAUAUACAUACAUGCAACGCUGAGGAAGAAGUGAUCUGCAGAUUUUGAAGGACCAAAGAGCCCUUUCUAAAGGGACAACAAGUACUUGUUGGAGGUUCUGACUGGAUUUACUAAUGCAUGAGCCAUGACUCUGUUAUAUUCUUCACCGACACAGAUGGCUGUGUAGUAGCUCUGCACUAAUACAAUUUCAAUCCAAAUCAACAUACAAAACAACUGUGCCAACAAAAUGCAGAAGCAAGUGGAGGUCAGGAUGAAUGAGCCCCAAAUGGAGCCCAUUGUGGAUGCUCCAGAGGGUUGGUGUAGCAGUUUUUGCGAUAAAGUCAUGAAGAACAUGGUUCUAACUCUCACAAUCCUUGGUGUGUUUCUGGGUUCCAUUGCUGGAAUGCUGCUGCGGCACAUAUCGCCUCUCCCUCCGGAUGUUGUUAUGAUCAUCGCCUUCCCUGGAGAGAUCCUGAUGAGGAUGCUGAAGAUGCUUAUAUUGCCCCUUGUUGUUUCCAGUCUGGUCACAGGACUAGCCGGUUUGGAUGCCAAAUCCAGCGGCCGCUUAGGCACCAGGGCCAUGGUGUACUACAUGUCGACGACGGUGAUAGCAGCCGUCCUGGGAGUGAUCCUGGUGCUGCUAAUCCAUCCUGGUAACCCCAAGCUGAAGGCUAAUCUUGGACAUGGAAAAAAGAACGACGAGGUGUCUAGCGUGGACGCAUUCUUCGAUCUCAUCAGAAAUCUUUUUCCAGAGAACUUGGUGCAGGCCUGCUUUCAGCAGAUCCAAACAGUGAUCACCAAAGUACCAGUGCCCACUAACAGAACUAAAGCACCUCCACAAUUCACAGUUAAAAGGUCGCUUCAGUUCAAGGGUGGGAUGAACGUCCUGGGUUUGAUUGGAUUUUUUGUCGCUUUUGGAGUUAUUAUGGGGAAAAUGGGAGAAAAGGCCAAGCUGAUGUUGGAGUUUUUCAAUGUACUGAAUGAGAUUGUAAUGAGGCUUGUUGGCGCAAUUAUGUGGUACUCCCCUAUUGGUAUUGCCUGCCUCAUCUGUGGCAAGAUCAUCUCCAUUGCAGAUUUGGAAGUGGUUGCGAGGCAGCUGGGGAUGUACAUGGUAACUGUGAUAGUGGGUCUCAUCAUCCAUGGAGGCAUCUUCCUUCCGCUGAUAUAUUUUGUGAUAGUAAGACAAAACCCCUUCACUUUCUUCAUGGGAAUAUUCCAAGCUUGGGUCACGGCACUUGGAACAGCGUCCAGUGCCGGUACCUUGCCUGUCACGUUCCGAUGCCUAGAGGAUAACCUGGGCAUCGACAAGAGAGUAACACGCUUUGUCCUCCCAGUGGGUGCCACCAUCAACAUGGACGGCACGGCGCUUUAUGAGGCUGUGGCUGCCAUCUUCAUCGCUCAGAUGAAUGGGAUCAAACUCGACUGGGGCCAGAUUGUUACUGUCAGUAUGACAGCCACGCUGGCCAGUGUUGGAGCAGCCAGUAUCCCCAGUGCUGGACUUGUGACAAUGCUUCUGAUCCUCACAGCGGUGGGUCUGCCCACUGAGGACAUCAGCCUCCUGGUUGCUGUCGACUGGCUGCUGGAUCGUUUCCGUACCUCAGUUAAUGUGGUUGGCGACUCCUACGGAGCAGGUAUCGUGUACCACCUUUCCAAGCACGAGCUGGACUCCUUCGACCAACAGGCCCGGAUCGAUGAACUUGAGAUGACAAGGACACAAUCCUUCUAUGAAAAUAACAGCAACCAGAAUGUUUACACUAACCACAACUCAAUCUUGAUAGACGGCUGCAAGUUAGACGAUCUCGAUAACUGCUUACAGGUCACCAUGGGCAAAAAUGGCAACACUGCAGGGUUCUCUCUUGUUGAGGAAGGACCAUGGAAAUUCGAGUGAAGCAGAUCCAGUGCUGCUGCGCCUUACCCUGAGUUCCAACAGCUUUUACUUUCUGCCAACACAACUAUAAAAAUCAACAACAAAACAUCACAAAAAAAAACGAAGAAUAAAAAGUGAAGUGUUGGACACCCAACCCAUCUGGGUAGCUACUGGAGCAGACUACAGAUCACUCCCCAAAUUGUAUAAGAUCUUGCAUUUGCACUAACUUGACACCAACUGUAAUGAACUGGUGCAUUUCAUGCACUUUGAAGAAUAAAUCGUUCAGUUGACUACACUCAGGGCCUUACUUGGUGCUGCUGCAAGCUUCCUGUUCUGUCAACGAGAACAACAACUCUUCAACCUAGUGCAACAUCUCUUUUUUCUAUUAAAGCAUUUUGUAGCUUAAAGGGCAGAGAGAUGAUUUGUGGAUGAUGGCCUUGCCAGUUACAUUUAAAACAAGGACCAAGUAAGAGAAGAUGUAAAGGUUGGUGUUAAUGAGUCAGAACAAAUGAUACGGAUCAGACUUCAUUACUGAAUGCUUUGUGACUAUCAAUGUAUAUUUGUGUAUUUCAGUAUUCUGUGAUGUUCUGUGUUCUUAGAAAAAGCCCAUAAACACUGGACCAAAGGUUCAAAAUAAUGCAAACUGGGUUAAUGAAAACAGAACCGAGCUUCCUGCCGCAUUAUGAUGUACGUGAUGGUUAAACACUAAGUUACCUUUGACUAUUUGUCUUAUGGGAUUACAUCUUGAUGUCACACACACCUGACCAAGCCUAAGAAGCGAAGCUUAGGACUUAGAACAUAAGAGCAGAGGAUGUGACCUCUAAAUGUUGCAACAGACAGUACAGGGUGUGUGGCAGAGAGCCGUAAGGCAGAAAAUAGAGAAUGUGAAGGGGGCCCCCGCAGUUAUUUAUUACAAUGUUUUUGUAUGCAUGUUCUUUAUGUGUAAAGCACUGAGUUUCUGUUUGUAGUCAAAAACUUAUGCCUGUGUACUGGGAUUUAUGUGUGUUCAUGUGUGUUCCUGAGAGGAAGGGAAGGAUUAACAGGGAAAGAACGUUGAAGGUUCAACAAGAGAGAAAAAAAGGUUGGGCGUCUCUCAAACUCUCAGCAGGCUAUAGUGCAUUGCUCUGUGUUUUCUUUCAAACUGUUUAUUUCUUUGCUAUAUUGACAACCUUGCCUUGACGAUGUCAACUGCAGAGUGCAGUCAGUGUGAUGACUAACACAUUUCCGGAUAAAAGUUACCACUAUUCAUUUCAAAUAGAAUAUUGGGACUCACAUUUUAGUAGAAGAAGUAAAUAUUGUCACCUACCAGCUUUACUACACUUAAAGCGAGGAUGGCUGGGCCUUCCUUACAAGAUAUCACAUAGAUUUUGCGCAUUGUAGUGUUUACACCGCAGAUUUACAUAGGAAUAAAAAGCUUGUAAUUACAUGUAUGAGUUAAUUAGCUGUGUCGUCUGUUUAGCAAGUGCAAACUAAAUUCUGCCUCCAGCACUCGCAUGAAUCUAAAGCCGUGACAACAAGGUCAUUGGAUGUUGGCUAAACAUGUUUUUGAGUCAUCCACGUAGCAACAAAUCAGUAGCUGAGUGUAGUUCAAACCAAGGUUCAAACAGGAUAAUUGGUUUCUUUUUUUCAUAUGAGCGUCGGCUAAUCUAUUCAUGUUUAAAGUGCCUCCUUGCACUUUGUGUAUAUAGUCUCCUUAGAUAAAGUGUAUAAUGUAUAGGAUUUAACAUGUUAUGUCAUCUAUCAGACUUGUUUUUGCUAUGCUAAAGGUUUCUAUAAAGAGUAUAACUAUAUACUUGUACGCAAUAGUGUUAGUACAAUGUUAUUUUUCCUUUUAUGGGCCACUCGUCCCAAUAGGAUGUGAAUUUAGGGUUAUGUAUUUACAUACGAUGCAUUCAAGUGAUCUGAUUUUAAAGAAACAAAUUUCUGUCAAGGAAGAAAGUUGAAUAUUUCUCCCCUCUUUGCUGAGUGAAUGUUGUUACUGAUAUGAGAACAUUAUGGCAGUUGUGUGAAAGCCAUCCAGUGUAUGGCUCAAGCACCACCUUCCUCUUAAAUGGAGUAUUGCUCAGUUAUCAGCAUACCCAGAUUCAUGUCAAAAACAUGUUAUCUAUUAAUUCAUCACAUCACUUUUCCAUCUUUUGCAUUUGUUGUUGGGCCUUGAUCUUAAAAGGAAUGUGUUCUUAGAAGUGGCCUAGCGAAGCAGGUGUUUUCUAUGACCAGGUGAAAGUGUACAAUCUUUAGAUGAAACAUAUAUUUUCUAUCUUUCUUUUUGAUUUCAUGCACAUAUCGGUCCAAGAAUGUAUUGAAUGUUGUCCUUGUGUCUGUUCCUUGUGAUGCAGAAUGUCUUUUGACUUUGACUAAAUGCAAGCAGGAUUGAAUGCACUUGUAUUAAAUUAACUAUGACAGAGCACAAACAAUAUUUGACAGGCACAUGGACUGACAGUGUGUCAAUGUUUAAAUACUUGUGUGUAAAUAUUAAUGGAACAAAUAAAUGUUUAUUGA